AUGAUUUUUUAUUUAAAGCUAUUCUUUUUGUGUUCAAUUGUGUUAUCAGUUGGUUCUGUUAAAAAUGUUAAUUUACAAUUAAACAAUGGACUAAGAUCACUUCAAGAUGAGGAAAUAAUAAGUGUAAUUGUUGAUAAAAAAAAUGAGACAAAAAAUAAUUUAACAUUUGUUGAUUCUUCGAUGAAUAAUUAUACUAUUGAAAAAAAUUAUAAUAAAUUUAAAACUUCAUCGUUUAAUAAUGAACAAAUAAAUGAUCAUUAUGAAAAAUUUGAUAAUUUUGUCAAUCAAGAGAGUGAUCAGUUUUUUAAUGUUGUACCAAUUUUCAAUCCAGCUGCUGGAAAAGUUAGUAAAAUAUGUAGAAAACAGUCAAAUAUUUAUCAUCGAGAAUUGAAGAAAAUGACACUUUGGGCUUUAAAAAUGUUUGAUGCAACUGGUAAAAUACCAUCUGGUUUAUUAAAUGGCAAUGUUAAUCAAUUUGGUGACUUCGAUGAGUGCCUAGGACUCCAGGGUACUCAUGGAAUUCGUGGCAAAUAUUGUCUUGCAUAUUUACAAUUGGAAAUCAUUGAUCAAAGCAGAGAUGAUUUGAAAUAUAUUCAUCGACUUGCACAUUCACAUUAUGCAUUUCGCAGUAAUCUUACUGACCCAGGCCACCGGGUACCACGUUUUGGCUCAAUACAAUUUGCCCUGUGUGUACCAUCAGCAUGUACAACAACGGAUGUUGAGACAUCACUCAGGGCGACAAUUGAUAAAUUUGUUUCAUCAACUAGUCUCAAUGUCAGUGUUAAAGUUGAUCAAGAAAUGUGUCAAGUUCAAAGAUACAAUAAAUAUCCACCUGAGACCCUAAUUGUCGGAUUAUUUUUCAUUGGAAUGGUAAUAUUGACAAUCAUAGCUGGUAUUUGUGAUCACAAUAAUGCUAAUAUCAGUGAAAUUUUACUAGCAUUUUCGAUCAAAAGAAAUUUUAAAAAACUCGUAUCAAUGAAGAGAAUUGAUGGUGAUAUUCCAACACUUCAUGGAGUCAGGGCAAUAAAUGCUUUUAUGCUAAUUAUUGCACACAAAAGCAUGGCAUUAUUUUUUAAUCCCUAUGUUAAUAGAACGGGUAUGAGUGAGUACUUGGGACAAUCUUGGACAGUUAUUGGGAGAGCUGCAAGUCUCUAUACUGAUCCCUUCAUCAUGCUUUCUGGACUUUUAACAUCAUAUUCAUUUGUUGGUAGUCUUAAAAAAAAUAAUUCUAUUAAUAUAAAAAAAGAAUAUUUAUCACGUUUAUUCAGACUUUUGCCAACUCUAGCUGGUCUCAUAUUAUUUUGUACAUUUAUUAUGCCAAAUGUUGGCUCAGGUCCACAAUGGAAUCUUGUUGUAACUCAUCAUGCUGAUAUUUGUAAAAAAACAUGGUGGAGAAGUUUUUUAUUUAUUCAUAAUUAUUAUGGUUUCGAAAAUAUGUGUUUGACACAUACUCAUCAUCUUGGUAUUGACACACAAUUAUUUGCUUUCUCACCAUUGAUGGUUAUUGCACUUUACAACUGGCCCAAACUUGGCACUUUUGUUCUCAUCAUAAUUGCUAUAUUUUCAACAGCAUUGAGAUAUUUUAUCACGUACUACAAACAUCUCAACAAUUACGUCUACUUUGGAACAUCGAUCAGACAGUUAUUUGAUACUGCAAAUCUUUCGUAUAUCCUGCCUUCGCACAGAUUGACUGUAUACAUUAUUGGUAUUUUUAUUGGUUUUACUUUGAGAAAAUUACCUAUUGAUUACAAAAUAAAUAAGACAGUUGUCAAACUCGGCUGGAUUUUAACAACCCUCAUGACACUGACAGCAUUCGUGGCACCAGCUGGAAUGGGAUCAAUAAAUUAUGUUUAUGAUCCAACUCAUGCUGCAACUUAUAACGCAUUUGCUCCAAUUGGUUGGUGUGCACUUUUUGCAUGGGUUGUGUUUCUUUCACAAACUGGCAAUACUCAUGGUUGGUUCAGUCGUUUUUUAUCAUGGAAAGGUUUUCUAAUCAGCACUCGACUGAGUUAUGCAAUUUAUUUAACUCAAUUUCCAGUAUUUUUUUAUAAUGUUGGAAAAACAAGAUCUGCUGAAUACUUUGAUUUCUUCAAAAUGAUGUUUGAUUUCCAUGAAUUUUCAUGGAUCAUUGGAACAUCAGUUAUUCUGACAUUGCUCUUUGACACACCAUUCCAAAAUAUUAAAAAUCAUUUAUUUAAAAAACGUGAAACAACAAAAAUUGAUUAAAUAAAUAAAUUUAAUUAGUUGUAUUGUGAAAUAGAAAUAAUGUUUUGUUUACUGAUUUCGAUUAAUAUAUUUAAAAAUAAUUAAUAACAUUAUAUGUACAAGCAAAAUUAUGAAUAUGUAAUAUUAUCAUAAUUUAGUAUUACAAUUUUUUUGUAUGUUAUAAUAAUAUCUAAAUAGUUUUACUAUUUAAAAUGCAAGAUUAGAAAAUAUUGAGUAAUACGUCUUAAAAAAUAAUAAGUAACAUUAAGGUGUUUUCAAUAGAAAUUAUGUGAAUCACAAAAAACAAAUGGAAAAAAAAAAUAAGUUUAAUUAGAGUAUAAACCGUGAGUUUGUGACAUCGUGAUGUGUUUUAAUAAAGUCCAAAAAAUAAUAAUAAUAAUAUUAAUAACAACGAAAUGCACGACGUCGUUCCGGUUACAAAUAACAACCGAACUAUCUAUAGAAAAUCAGGAAGCAAAUUUCUUAUCAGCUAAACAAUUCACGAAAAUUUGUUCAUUUUUUUUUGUUUUUUUUUCUAGUAGAAUGUUAUAAUUAUAGACUUAUAAUUAAAAAAAAGAAAAAUUGCUCAAAUUUUCUUUUACUA
Molecule: messenger RNA, 2809 nt
Organism: Aphidius gifuensis
Lineage: Eukaryota; Metazoa; Arthropoda; Insecta; Hymenoptera; Braconidae
Product: O-acyltransferase like protein
Exons: 12
Coding region: 1-2226 (741 amino acids)
Molecular function (GO): acyltransferase activity, transferring groups other than amino-acyl groups
Source: RefSeq, a predicted model, not a curated record